Molecule: messenger RNA, 2282 nt
Organism: Orycteropus afer afer
Lineage: Eukaryota; Metazoa; Chordata; Mammalia; Tubulidentata; Orycteropodidae
Source: RefSeq, a predicted model, not a curated record
CUGUCUCUCCCUGCCCCACGGUGGACACCAUGAACCUUCUGGUCGCUCUCCUUUGCCUGAUGCCCCUGUACCCAGGUCUGGCUGCAGCCACUCCGUCCUGCCCUCAGAAUGUGAAUAUCUCUGGAGGAACUUUCACCCUCAGUCACGGCUGGGCUCCGGGGAGCCUUCUCACCUACUCCUGUCCUCUGGGCUAUUACCCAUCCCCUGCAUCGAGGUUGUGCAAGAGCAACGGACAGUGGCAGACCCCUCGAGCCACCCGACUGACAAAGGCAGUCUGCAAACCUGUUCGCUGUCCAUCCCCUGUUACCUUUGAGAAUGGCAUGUACACCCCACGCCUGGGAUCCCACCCCGUGGGUGGCAACCUCACCUUUGAGUGUGAGGACGGCUUCACACUGCGGGGUUCGCCUGUGCGGCAGUGUCGCCCCAACGGAAUGUGGGAUGGAGAGACGGCUGUGUGUGACAGUGGUGGUGACGACUGCCCGAACCCAGGUAUUUCGGUGGGUGCUGUGCGAACAGGCUCCCGCUUCAACCUUGGGGAUAAGGUCAGUUACCGCUGCUCCUCCAACCUGGUGCUGACAGGGUCUGCAGAGCGGGAGUGCCAGGACAAUGGAGCCUGGAGUGGGACGGAGGCUAUCUGCCGUCAACCCUACUCUUAUGACUUCCCUGAAGAUGUGGCCCCUGCCUUGGGCUCGUCCUUGACCCACAUACUUGGAGUCACCAAUCCUAUCCAGAAGAAGAAUGAAAACCUGGGCCGUAAAAUCCAAAUCCAACGUUCAGGUCAUCUGAACCUCUAUCUGCUCCUGGAUGCCUCUCAGAGUGUGGCAGAAAAGGACUUCAAAAUCUUCAAGGAGAGUGCUGCAUACAUGGUGGACAGGCUCUUCAGCUUUGAGAUCAAGGUUAGUGUUGCCAUCAUCACCUUUGCCUCAAAGCCCAAACUCAUCAUGUCUGUUUUGCAUGAAAACUCCCAGGAUGUAACUGAAGUGCUCCACAGUCUGGACAAUGCUAACUAUAAAGACCAUGAAAAUGGAACUGGGACCAACACCUAUGAGGCCCUAAAUAGUGUCUAUCUCAUGAUGAAUAACCAAAUGCAACGCCUUGGCAUGAACACAGUGGCCUGGCAGGAGAUCCGACAUGUCAUCAUUCUUCUGACAGACGGAAAGUCCAACAUGGGAGGCUCUCCCAAGCCAGCUAUUGAUAAUAUCAAAGAGGUCCUGAACAUCAGACAGAAGAGGAACGACUACCUGGACAUCUAUGCCAUCGGGGUAGGCAAGCUGGAUGUGGACUGGAAAGAACUGAACGAGCUGGGGUCCAAGAAGGAUGGGGAGCGGCAUGCCUUCAUUCUGCAGGACACGAAAGCUCUGAGCCAGGUCUUUGAGCACAUGCUUGAUGUUACCCAGCUCACAGACACCAUCUGUGGGGUGGGGAACAUGUCAGCCAAUGCCUCAGACCAGGAGAGGACACCCUGGCAUGUCACCAUUAAGCCCAAGAGCCUGGAGACCUGCCGGGGGGCCCUCAUCUCAGACCAGUGGGUCCUGACAGCUGCUCACUGCUUCCUCAAUGCUGACGAAUUCUCUCUGUGGAGAGUCUUUGUGGGGGACCCCAACUCUGUGUGGGGCAAAGACUUCCGUAUUGAAGAGGCAGUGAUCUCCAAGGGAUUUGAUGUCUUUGCCAAGAAGAACCAGGGAAUCCUGGAGUUCUAUGGUGAUGACAUUGCCCUGCUGAAGCUGGCCCAGAAAGUGAAGAUGUCUACUCAUGCCAGGCCCAUCUGCCUUCCCUGCACAGUGGAGGCCAAUCUGGCUCUGCGGAGACCCCAAAACAGCACCUGCCUGGACCAUGAGAGAGCACUUCUUAACAAACAGAGUGUUCCUGCGCAUUUUGUCGCCUUGAAUGGGAAUAAACUGAACAUUAACCUCAAGACAGGGACAGAGUGGACAAACUGUAUCAAGGCUGUCUCUCAGGACAACAACAUGUUCCCCAACCUGAUAGAUGUGAGAGAGGUGGUGACAGACCAGUUCCUCUGCAGUGGGACUGAGAAAGAUGACAACCCCUGCAAGGGAGAAUCUGGGGGAGCAGUGUUCCUUGAGCAGAAAUCCAGGUUUUUUCAGGUGGGACUGGUGAGCUGGGGUCUCUACAAUCCCUGUGUUAACUCCGACAAAAACUCACGCAAAAAGGCCCCCCGUGGUAGAGUGCCACCACCAAGAGACUUCCACAUCAGUCUCUUCCGCCUGCAGCCAUGGCUAAGGCAGCACCUGCAGGGGGUCCUGAAAUUCUUGCCCCUUUAA